UUCACUAUAUCUGGUCUCCCACAGUGCACACAACAUGGAAAUGCAAUUAGUUUAGGUAAAUAUAAACUGCUAAAUACCUUUUUCUCAUCAGAGUUGGAGCUUGUGACUUCAGCAGAGCACUGGUUAAAUCUUCUAGGAGGAGUUUUCUUUCUGCUCAAGGAGGAUGUGAAACCUCUGACCCUCUGUCUGGACAGUGCUGAUUGGCCCUGUGCUGAUCACAUGCACCCUCCCAAGAAAAAAAAAAAACCUCUCUAGCAAUACACACCAAACUGAGCAUGUGCAUGUGACCAUGGGUUCAGUCUGUAUCAGGAGAUAAGAGGGGGAUACUGGAAGAAAGGGAGGAUCAGAGAAGACAGGAUCAAACAGCAUUUUUACACAAUGCAGAGGAUUAACCCCUUAAGUUCCACAGUGAGUAUAUCAAGCAUGCUAAACUGCAUAUACAGACUGAUUUUACUCUUGUGGGUUUAG
This is a messenger RNA of Staurois parvus, 468 nucleotides long. Lineage: Eukaryota; Metazoa; Chordata; Amphibia; Anura; Ranidae. The record is from the annotation of a GenBank genome assembly.